AUGAUUAAGUUCUGGAAAAGUGCAGCAAAAGGUAAAACCGGGUGUCCAGUACGUCCACCAGAAGUAAAAUCCGUUAGUACACCAGAUAUCAAAAGUUUAAUUAAUACGCAAAUACUACUAGAAGAAAAUGAAGAUCCCAAACAAAUGUUUGAGAAGAGUUCUAAGUUGUCUCUAAGUGUAAAUGAUAUUAUAUUUGAAAAGAAGGCACUUAAAUAUUUUAUACAAUACAUGGAAUCAAUAGGAAAACCUGCCCUCAUUAAAUGUUUGUUGGAAAUAGAAGAAUUCCGGAAACAUGUACUGAACUCAAGUAACACCACUGAAACUGGGAAUUUAUCAAAAAUUAAUCGUACUCAAAGUUUAGAUCUUCCAUACAAGCAUGAACCGAAACAAGACAAAGAUAUUAAGUCACAAAAUUGCAACUGGAGAGAAAAUAAUGACGUGUUCACAAGUACGAGUAAUGCACGCUUUAAUGAAUGUUCAAUGAGUUCCUGCAGCAACUUAUCUGAACAUGACACAUCUGCACGCUUAAAGUCAUCCAGUGACAACAAGCAGCUCCAGUGGGACUACACUGACGAAGCCGUAGCUAUAUUUAAGAAAUAUGUUGCUUUAGAAGCCCCAUACCAAUUGGAUUUACCAGAUAGUUAUAGAAAAUCUGUAAUCUCAAAUAUCUGUCAACCUGAGGGACAGAUACAAGAAAACUGCUUUAAACCAGUGCAAGAAGUUCUAAUUAGCCAAAUAGAAAAUAAUCACUACAACGAUUUCAUUAACAGCCCCUUUUACAUCAAAGCACAAAUUGACAUUUUGACCAGUGGCUCUCUAAAUCUUAAAGACAUUUUACAUAAUGAAACAAUUUUGUUUUACUUCACAGAAUUUUUAGAACAAGAGUCCUGCAGGGUAUUAUUGGAAUUUUUAAUGGCUGUCAUGCACUUCAGAGAUAAUUUAUUAAAUGGUUGCACAACAAGCUCUGACCAAGCUCAGGCAGAUGCUAUAUCUAUUUAUGAGAAAUACUUUUCUCUCCAAGCUACACAUCCUAUUGGAUUUCCAACUGAGACUAGACUAAGAAUUGAAAGUGAUAUAUGCAGAGAGGGGGGUCCACUUCCAACAUGUUUUGAUUUGCCUUAUCAAAUUGUGUUUAAAACAUUGACUCAAUAUGUUAAAACAUUCCUAGAAUCAGAGUUGUAUUUCAAAUACCUCUCAGAGAUGAUUCAUUCAGUUGACAACAUGUGGUCCUCUCACCAUAAAUCACAUUCCGAUUGCAGCAGUGAAUUUAGUAUUAGUACUCAAAAUACUCUCCUUGCAAUGGGAGACCCAGUCUUCCGGAAGAAGAAACGCAAUCUCUCUGUACCUGACAUGACUAUAGACUCUAAUCAACUGUAUAAUGCUGAUGCUUUGUGGCAGCGAAACAGACCAGAUGGUUUAAAUCUUGGAAGAGUGAAUAGUUUAGGCAGAUUCGAAUCUAAAUUUGAGCCUGAUCCAGACAAAAAGGAUAAAUCUGUGUUAAAGAAAAUGGUGAGCCGGUUUGUACCUAGCAAUACUUCUAAAGUGGAAGAAGAAAUGGCGUGGCAGAUAGCACAUAUGAUUGUUAAAGAUAUUACAGAUCUAACCAUGGCCCCACCUGAUAAUGAGCAUGAUGAUAUGUGAUAGUUAUUGUAUUUUGUAAAUCAAUAAUGUAUAUAAUAUAUGUAUAUGUACUUGUAACUAAUAAAUCAUCUAUUUCACUUAAUAUUGUAAACAUGUGUACUUUUUUGUCUUCGAACUUCGAAUGUACAUCCCAGAAUAUUUUCAUAUAAUAAAUAAGCCAUAAUGUGAUAUACAAAAGUAUAUUAGUAAAAACGUAUAAAUAACACAAUAUUGACAAUACUGGGAAUGAUUUGAUCACAAAGUAGCGUAAUUGUUAAUACCCGGCGGUAUCGGUGAUAGCUGUAACCUCGGCGGUUCAGAGCCUAACAGGGGGGACUGUUCAUCAUAAAAGCGAAAUUCUUUUCGGGACUCGUUACUGAACGAUGGCAUUUGUCUCCAUUUAUUUGUAUUCCAUUUUCUAUAGACAAGUGCAUUUAAUAAAGCUUGCAUGGGAUUUGUUAAUGCCUGAAACAAGAGUUCAUUAAUUAAUAUGUUAAAUCAAUUGUGGUACUUAAUCCUGUAACACAUGUUAAUAUUAACUAAAAAUCGUGGGUUACUCACGUAUAUUCAAACGUGCUCGGUCGCGGCGAUGUCGUGCAACCUACUCAACCUGCCGCGACCGCGCACGCUAAUCAUAAGGAAGAACCCCUCUGUGUUUCGAAACUAAUAGAUCUUUUCUCAGUAUAUUCACGUGAGUAACCCGCGAUUUUUAGUUAAUUUAAUAUGUCUUACGAAAGUUAUAAUAAAAACAUGUUAAUAUUUUCAUAUUUAUGAUACUGACCAUUAUGUACCAUAUAGUUAUAAUAACUUUCACUGGUAUAUUGAACCACAUUGUCCACAGCAGGAGCCCAUUGAUAAGGUUGGGUAGCCAACAUAAGUAGAACACGACAUUGAUCAAGAAAAACUUUAAUCUCAAUGUGUCCACCACUCGUCUCUCUUUGCUUGUGAACUGAAAGAGAAAAAUAGUUAUGUUAGAUAUAGAUAGUCGCUAGCCGAGUAGUUGUUAGUGUUUAAGGUACACUCACUACUUAGGACUACGGGAUUCCAGAUUAGGCUGUUGAGAUACGGCCAUAAUAAAACUUUGAUUUCUAAUUCCUCGGCAAUAAUAAGGCCUCAAAAUUUAAAGAACAGAAUUUUGUCUACGUCGAAAAUAAAGGCGACAAUUAUAGAUACACUACCUACAAACUUCAUAACAUCAGAAAUCUAUUUUAAAUCAAUGCGACAUUAGAAUACUAAUUUAAUGAUAAUUUAAUAUUGAAAAGUGUAAGAUCACAAUCAUAACAAUACAAUAUUCGAAUUAAGACGUCAUAAUAAAAUGAAAAAAUAUAUAUUGUAGCUCCAUUUCUCAUUUACCAAGGUUGCUCAUCAGAUAUUAACAGGAUAAAGUUGAAGAUAUACAAUUUGAUCACUAUUCAAACAAGUUUACCUUAGCAUAUCAUAUUCGGAAUUUAAUGCAUUCAAUGCGAAUGACGCAAAUGUGCGCUAACGUAACAUGUAUUACUAGCUACUUCCACGCUGUUUCACCCGCUCUGCUUGGCGCCUAUCGAUCGUAACUUUUUAUAGCCUUCCUCGAUAAAUGGAACAUCUAACACAAAAAGAAUAUUUCAAAUCGGACCAGUUUUUUUAUACGUUACAGGAUGGCGUUUGGCCACCACCAUUUCCUGAGAUUAGCGCGUUCAAACAAACGGACUCUUCGGCUUUAUAUUAUAAUAGUAUUAGAUUAGUCACGCAAUGUACUACAAAGUUAGGUUUGAAAUGCACGAAGUUGUACUCGGCCGGAUCUGCACGCUCUAGCAUAUUAAUUCGGUUCAAAGUUAGUCCUAUUGAACGGACUCGCGUCUUAUAUCGUUUAAAGUUUAGUGCCGAUUCUAGUCUCUCCCAAAAGGUUGUUCCACAUCAAGUAAAUACGACAAUUAUUUAGCCUCUUUAGUACUUAUAUGAAUAAAAAAUCACCGCCUCUGGUUUUCAUGAAAUAGUUAGGCUUAUUUUAAAGCGUUAUUUAAAAAGCGGAUUAAAUACUGCGAGCGCCUUAAACUAGUCUGCGCUAUGCUUUUUGGAUAGCAUUGGAUGUUUAUUCAUCCAGCUUUUAGAUAAUCGUAUUGGGGUCACACGAAGCCUGAUCACUAAAGUAAUUUAAUAAUACGGAAGUCCAUUCAUUCACUGCGCUUGUGAGUGCAAGUUUGUACGACAUCUCGAAAUAAUCGACCUUAGCUACUAAAAUAGUCCAAUCAACGUAAGUUUGUUUACGAAAUAUCACCUAAGAAAAGAAUAUACGAAAAACAAGUCUUGAUAUUUAAGUUUCCUAACUUUAAACUUUAUAUAAUAUAUCAAAGGGGUACAUACACUUUUACUAGGUAAGUAGGUACUAUUUUGAUCUCAAUGAUUUUCGGUUUUUUAAGAUAAUCAGGAAAUGUGGUAUCAUAGACAAGUUGUUCUAGUUGUAAUACUAUACCUGUGCGAGAGGCACUGCUACCGCCAUUUCAACAUCUUUACUUGACAAUACAUACAUUAUUGGGUUUACUAUCAUUACCAUGGCUAUAGGCAAGUAUGUGGCACAGUAAUUAGGUAAUAUCUUGUAUAAGGCACUUGUUACACUUGGUAGAUUGUGGCAUCUGCAAUGAUAUUAAAAAAGUUAUUAGAUUUAAAAAAGUAUUUAUAGCUCUAAGGCCAUGCAACUUUCAAGGUCUUUUUGUAUCUAAUUUACAUACACCUAAUUUGAAUGAUUAUCUUUCUAUAAAAUCUGCAUAACUAGU
Molecule: messenger RNA, 4373 nt
Organism: Spodoptera littoralis (African cotton leafworm)
Lineage: Eukaryota; Metazoa; Arthropoda; Insecta; Lepidoptera; Noctuidae
Source: the annotation of a GenBank genome assembly